Messenger RNA from Sphaeroforma arctica JP610, 375 nucleotides. RefSeq lists its product as hypothetical. Bases 1 to 375 code for a protein of 124 amino acids. The record is from RefSeq and is a predicted model, not a curated record. The transcript has a single exon. Lineage: Eukaryota; Ichthyosporea; Ichthyophonida.
AUGUGCCAUACUGUUACAGUUAAGGCCAUCACGGUCCUCCGCCGUGGUGCAAUUAUUCCGCAACUUCAGGUACUUUACCCUUUCGCGCUGGAUCAGGGUCACCCGACUGUUGAUCAUUGCAUCCCCACACUUGCCGGGUCGGGCACCGUCAUGUUUAAGGAUGAGGUCCGAUAUCAAGCAGGCAGUGAUUAUGAGCGAAUCAUACACACAUGUCGCAUCCUUGCUCUCGCCAAAUCGGCUCAGAGCCGUUCCCAGACCACCGUUAUCGGUAUCCGAGUCCAUGUGAUUGCAUGGAAAGUCAAACUCGGUCCCCGAUGUAAGCGUGAUACGGGUCACGAUACUCUAGGAGUUGUCUGGGAUAUUCUCCCCGGGUGA